Messenger RNA from Alnus glutinosa, 1590 nucleotides. RefSeq names its product G2/mitotic-specific cyclin-2-like. Gene Ontology annotation, molecular function: cyclin-dependent protein serine/threonine kinase regulator activity. Bases 149 to 1336 code for a protein of 395 amino acids. NCBI's taxonomy places the organism in Eukaryota, Viridiplantae, Streptophyta, Magnoliopsida, Fagales, Betulaceae. Gene Ontology annotation, cellular component: cyclin-dependent protein kinase holoenzyme complex; nucleus; cytoplasm. The transcript has 11 exons. The record is from RefSeq and is a predicted model, not a curated record. Gene Ontology annotation, biological process: regulation of cyclin-dependent protein serine/threonine kinase activity; mitotic cell cycle phase transition.
GCUGUGCUCCUCGUCCUUCAAUUUCUUCUCCUUUAUUUCUGUUUCUUCACACAACAUCAAUUGCUGGAUUUAGUCUCUCGCUCUCUCUCUUGAGAUUGAACGCUGAAGCUGAGGGGCACAAGGAACUUCGUUCUUGAAGGUGAUAAAAAUGGAAGGAUCAAAGGAGAACUUCCCAACCCUCAUUAGGCCCUCAGGCUUUCAAGAAAGUCCAAGAAUGGAGGGUGCCAAGUUUGUGAAGGAAGUGAGACACAAUCAUCGACAAGCUCUAAGCCACAUUGAUCAGAAUAUUGUUGGAGCUACCGUCCAUUCUCAUAUGGCCAUUAAAGCAGAAUUCGACAGGAAGUUUGCAGCACAAACGGUCCAGCACUGCCCUGGAGAACUCUCUGAAACUAAGAAACUAACCUCGUUGGCUCUGAACUCAAGUAGCCUGGAAGAUAGUACAAUCAUAGAUGUGGAUGAGUAUGAUGAUGCUAGUGAUGACGGGGUUCCGAUGUUUGUGAAGCACACAGAAGCCAUUCUAGAUGAAGUUGAUCGAAUGGAAGAGGAUGAAAUGGAAGAUGUGGAGGACCUGGUUAUUGAUAUCGACAGCAGCGAUUUGAAAGAUCCACUUGCAGUUGUUGAGUAUAUAGAUGACAUUUUUGCUUACUACAGGAAAACUGAGAAAUCUAGCUGUGUUUCUCCAGAUUACAUGGCCCUUCAAUUUGACCUCAACGAGAAAAUGAGGGCUAUCCUCAUUGACUGGCUUAUCGAGGUUCACUACAAAUUUCAGCUUAUGCAAGAAACAUUAUUCCUCACUGUCAACCUUAUAGACAGGUUCUUAGAGCGUCAAACAAUAUCCAGAAAGAAGCUUCAAUUAGUUGGGGUGACAGCCAUGUUAUUGGCCUGCAAGUAUGAGGAGGUUUCUGUCCCUGUUGUGGAGGAUCUUGUUUUGAUAUCAGAUCAGGCAUAUACAAGAAAAGAAGUUCUCGAUAUGGAGAGACUAAUGGUGAACACCUUACAAUUUGAUUUCUCGGUGCCUACUCCAUAUGUGUUUAUGGGAAGAUUCCUUAAGGCAGCUCAAUCAGACAAAAAGCUUGAACUUCUAUCCUUCUUCAUCAUUGAGCUAUGCCUGGUGGAGUACCAAAUGCUCAAGUUCCCACCAUCUUUGCUAGCUGCUGCAGCAAUUUACACCGCUCAAUGCAGUCUCUACCCCAUCAAGCAAUGGAGUAAAACUAGCGAGUGGUAUUCUAACUACUCAGAAGAUCAGCUUCUAGAAUGCUCAAAGCUGAUGGUUACUUUCCAUCAGAAGGCUGCGACUGGGAAACUGAAUGCAGUUCAUAGGAAGUACAGUUCAUGAAAGUUUGGCUAUGCAGCAAAAGUUGAACCACCUCCAUUUCUCUUAUAUAGACGACAGAGCUGAAAGGAGGUUGAUAACUCAAAGUUAUUAUCUUUGAAUUUUCUGUGUAGCAACAGAAGUUGCCCCGAGAAAGUCAAGGCUCAUAACCCAUUAGGCCUUGGUGGAUUUCUUUUGUUGUCAAAUCUCAAAGUCUAUUUCUAUUCUUUUGUUUUGGAUUGGUUUCCUUUAAAUGCCAGUGAUCAAUGCCUUGGAUC